Molecule: messenger RNA, 1321 nt
Organism: Stegodyphus dumicola
Lineage: Eukaryota; Metazoa; Arthropoda; Arachnida; Araneae; Eresidae
Product: ankyrin repeat domain-containing protein 61-like
Cellular component (GO): cytoplasm
Molecular function (GO): protein binding
Source: RefSeq, a predicted model, not a curated record
AUGGUUUCAAUUAGUAUAAAUGGAAGAAUUUUUUCAAACUGCAUUCAUUUUCAGGAUAGGAAAAAUCUCGCUGUGGCGGUGAUACAAGCUUUGAGGAGUCGUGAUACUACAACUAUUAUACGCAUUUUAAGACGGGGAUCCCAUGCAGACUAUAUCUUCUCUCCAGUGAGAAAUCAGGAUCCCGUUCACGAUCUGUUAAAACUGGUGAGACCUGAAAGAGUUUCAGGAAACUUCUCCUAUAGUAUUCCUUCGUACGUAAAUCGCCGUGAUGCAUUGGGCAAUGUUUUACUUCACCGUGCCAUCAGAAUUUCAGAUUUUCAUUUCACCAAACUGCUUCUCCAAAAGGGUGCUGACAUUACGAGUAUAGACAGGGAGGGAUCAACACCUCUACAUAUUGCUUGCAGCAAAAAAUCUUUAGAACUUGUGAAGCUGUUAGUUGAAAAAUCGCCGGAGUAUAUUCUUGAGAAUGCUGAUUUGAUGGGGCGCACUCCUUUAGAUUUAGCCUGUGGAAGUAGUAGUCCAGAAGUUGUCCGGUUGCUCUUAUCAAAAGGCUGUAGUGUGCUUGUAACUCCAAGGUUGGUAACAUGGGCUACCUGUCACAACCGACCGAAUGGCCCUCUGCUGAAUGCUGUAUCGAACACCCCGAAACGUACCAUAAUUAUCGCAUCUAUGGUUUUAGAUGCUGGGGCAAACAUUAACCACAGUUCGGCAACUGGAAUGACAGCUUUGAUGAUGACUAUCAAUAAUUGUGCUGCGCAAAGUCGACGUACCCCAGAAUCAGCAAAGAGUAUAGAGUCUUCAUAUUUAGACUUGUUUAUGCUGUUGAUACAACGGGACAUUAACGUGAAUGCGGCUCAUAAUGAGGGUAAUACUGCUCUAUGCUUCGCAGUUAUGUUUGACCAAGAAGUUUUUAUUCGCAAACUAAUUAUUUCUGGGAGUGACAUCAACAAAUGUAAUAAUUUGGGUUUUACCCCACUGGUUUGUGCAUGUGGAAACAGAAACAAGAGAAUAGUAGACUUACUUCUAAAAGUUGGUGCUAAAUUAUCGAGAAAUGAUCGUGAAAAAUAUUUGCCUAUCUUCGAAGAUAAGGAACGUAUUCAACUGUCUAAUUAUAUAAUUAGUAUAUCCAAGCAAUGUCUUAGCUUACAAGAUUUGUGCAAUAUCACUGUUAGAGAAAAUCUUAAAAAUGCAGGAGAUGCCUUUCAACUUGAAUUACCUCAAUUGCUAAUAGACCACCUUCUACUGGAACACUAAUAGAAGUAUAAUGGGAUUCAUUGGCAUAUAAGUAAGAGCAAAAUUCCUUAUAAGUGGUUUUGUUACA